This is a messenger RNA of Blumeria graminis f. sp. triticale, 1845 nucleotides long. Lineage: Eukaryota; Fungi; Ascomycota; Leotiomycetes; Helotiales; Erysiphaceae. The record is from the annotation of a GenBank genome assembly.
AUGCCUCAAAAUACUGAUGACAUCCGAAACUUGGCCAGAAGUCUUGAAGCAAGUCAAAGCCGUCAACAUGGUAGAGAAAUCAUCUGGAGGAAAACUAGUUUUUUAGUAAAAACCUCGCCGCAAAAUCUUAAAGCUAUAUCUUGGAGUCUACUAGAUCGGAACUAUUAUCGCUAUGGCCUGCCGACCUACGCUUAUCCUCUAAUGACGGGCAAAAAUGAAAAAAAUGAAGAUCAAAUCGUAGUCCGUGGAUACAACAAGAUAUUCAAUGUCGAGGAGAUUGUCCCAACUACCUGGCUGGAGAUUCAAAGGAAGACUAAAGGACCAUAUGAAGUCAGCGGUAUAGAGGACGGCUGUACCAUUUUGAUCGGCGGUCUUUGGGACGGAACUCUUUUAGUCGUGAGCAAAUUUCCCUGCAGCACCCAAGACGGCAGCACUGGUCCUGAAGAGGCUGGAGAGAGAUGGCUGGAGAAGCAACUCGCCAAGCUCGAUAAGUCUAAGAAAGACCUCGCUAUAGAACUAAGGUUCAGAAAUGUCACCCUCGUGGCAGAGCUGUGUGACGACAGUUUUGAGGAGCGUGUCAUGUCUUAUACUGGAAAAAAGGCAGGACUCUACCUUCACGGAAUCAAUGAGAAUGUUCCAAAAUUUGUAAGCUACCCGAGCGCUCAAGUACAAAAGUUUGCAAAAGAGUGGGGAUUUCUAACGCAGAACUUUGUGGUAUUCCAAGGAAUCAAAGCUACCAGGAAUUACAUUGAAAAUACAUCAAAAGCUGGGACACACAAUGGAAGGGUAGUGAAAGGGAUUGUUAUUCGGUGCAAGAUGCUUUGGGGUAAGUUGAGUGAAUAUGAAGACUUUUUUUUUAAGUGCAGACUUGAAGGGCCAUAUCAGUUUUAUCAUCAUUGGCGCGAGUGCACUUACGCUGCUGUCCACAACAGGUUUAUUCGAUAUAAGAAGGGAAUUUCACUCACAGAAGAAUAUUUGAGGUUUAUUUUGGUAAAGCUUUCGAAAAAUCCAGAUAUGAUAAAAGCUUGCCAGGAGGGUCGCGGUAUAAUUAAGCUCCGAGAAGACUUUCUUCAAGGAAAAAAUUUGAAGAGCUUUGAUAUCGCAAAGAUAGCACAGACAAAACUUAGUUGUUCUCAAUCUAAUGCUACCAAAGACAUUGUUCUGAUGUCUAUUGGCACUCUUGGAUGCGGAAAGACUACCAUAGCUGUCUCACUUUGUUAUCUCUUUCAGUGGGGAAUAGUUCAAAAUAAUGAUAUUCGGGGUAAGAAUCGACCACCGCGAUUUAUGAAAAGAAUUUUAGAACAAUUAAAAGAGAAACCAGUCGUUUUCGCUGAUCGAAAUAAUCCAGAACGACGAGAACGAAAGCAGUUUCUUGAAGACAUGUCAAUGACACGACCAGAUGUUCGAGUUAUCGCUCUCCAUUAUAUCCAUAACGGACGAUCAAUGAAGAAUAUUCGGCGAGUGACUCGAGCCAGGGUCAUUUCGCGGGGUGACAACCAUCAAAAUAUUUACGCAGCCAAAGACAAAAAUAAAGUCAUUUCGAUUAUGGAAGACUUUAUUAGACGCUUCCAGCCUCUUAGAAUUAAGGAAAAGCCUGAUAGUGACUUUCACGCAGUGAUUAAUCUUGAUCCCACUUUAGAUUCAAUCAAAAAUUUACGAACCGUCAUAAAGAGACUUCAGGCUUUAUUUCCAAAUAUAAUUUCCAAAGAGCCAACAAGCAAGGAUUUGGAGGAUGCUAUCAACUACGCGAUCCAUGAGUAUAAGCCCAACACUGAGAUCCCAGCUUCAACGCUGCGGGAUGAGCCUGUUAGUUAUGAAAACAAAAGCGUACAUUUACUGGACUAG